Hyalella azteca is the source of this 3309-nucleotide messenger RNA. RefSeq lists its product as uncharacterized. The record is from RefSeq and is a predicted model, not a curated record. Lineage: Eukaryota; Metazoa; Arthropoda; Malacostraca; Amphipoda; Hyalellidae. Bases 1140 to 2615 code for a protein of 491 amino acids. The transcript is spliced from 6 exons.
AGCUUUUCAAAUUUCAGUUCAUUAAUCAGCAUGAGUGACUGGUGAUUGAAAUUUGAAAGUGAUAAGAUAUAUGCUUGGAGAAUGUGUGGAUGUUGAGACUGAGAGUUAACAGUCCUGAGGCUGAAACUGGCGCUGUGCCAGGGCCAUUUUGUUUUUGGAAAAUAGAGCAGAACGCAGUAGCCACGACCCACCUGUCAGGCUGUCACCUGUAAAAUGUGAAUGAGAUUAUAAGAGUUUGAAACAAAAAUGUCUGUGCUUGGUGCUUCCUGUUGUAUUCACCCUUUUCAUGAAUCAUGCCAUUGCCUAAUUUUUUUCUUCUAAAAUAGUUUUAAGAAGAGUGACACAUUUUGCCCAUAAUUUUCUUGAAUUGCCUGUAAAAUAGUACCUAGUUUUUGACCUUUGCCUUCUGCCUGCAAAUUUUGGAAAAUUUGUUAAUAUAUAAUUAUUUGCAUAUGGUACAAAGUACAAACUACAAGCUAGUAAGGACAACAUAAUCUCUCUGAAACUGAACUAGAUUUUUGAGCUGUGAUUUUAUGAAUUUGCAAGCCAUGAUUCCAUUUCCUUGAUCUGUGAAAAGUGAAUACCAUAUCCAGGCCAUGAAAAGCCAUUUAUAUGCUGCCAACUCAUUGCAAAGUUCAGUGCACAUGUCAUCCUAAUAAUUAGAGCUGCAAUAUUUCAGAAAAUAUUGACAUUUCCAAGCUAGGAUACUAAGCUGAAGGCUAGAUUUGAAUUUUUUGUCAAAAUCUUCUGGCUGACCGAAGUGACAUUGUUUUAGCUUACUUCAUUGUCUGCCAAUUUGGAAUAAUGGGCAAUGGGCAGAUUUUUUCAAAAACUGCAGGUAGAAAAGAUUAUUUCUUUUAUGAUUUUUGAGAAUCAUUGGCAACUAAUUUCGUUUUUCAUACUUUCUAUUGAAAAAGCCUUCAAGAAGGUAGGCAAGAGCCAUAGGAAUGGAUUAAAUUAUCCAUGAGCAAGGACAUUUUUUGUCUCCUUGAUGAGUGGUGUCUGACUUUCUGUGUAAAUUAUAAUAAAGUAAAUGUUCCUGAAAUAUGUAGAAAAGCACCUACCUAUGUGUUAAUUUUAUUCUUACCUGCCUUAAAUUCAGCUUUUGGUUUCCUUGCAGUGGCCUGCCCUGAUCAAAUAUGGGAUUGUGUACCAUGUUGUAUCGCUCCUCAUUCCAGUUAAUUUCCCGAAAUUUGCAUACUGGAAUAUGUUGCUCUGGAAGAAAGUCCAGGAGAGGUCCUGCAUACCAGGAAGGCAGAGUAGCUGUGUCUGACAUGCAUGAAGACCCCUUUACCGAAGAAGACUUGCUUAACCUGCGUAGACCUGAGAUGAUGCCCAUAAUUGACCCAAGUCUGGAGGAAGCUCAGCAGAGUAUUUCACGCGUCACUAGAGAAACUGAAGCACAAAGACAUUAUCAGCUAACCAAGAUGACAGAACGUAAAUAUUUAAGGAACAUGUACAAAAUCAAACCUGGAGAAAAAUAUUCUCUUAAGAAGCAUAUUAAAUUUUCAGUUAAGAAUAAUGAAGAUCAAAGCAACAUUGUUAUGCGCUCUAAGAUUUUGGCCUGCAGCAAGGAUCUGCUCAAACAACCGAAGGCUCCAGACAUACUUUUGAAAAAGGACAAAAUAUCACCUCUUGUUAAAAUGUUUGUUGAUAGUGCUGGGUCAAAUUCUUCUGCUCUAGAACUCAAUGCCAAAGCUUUUAAACCUCAUUAUUCUAAUGUAGCUAAGUUUAGUCACCCACUCACACCUAAUGAAGCUUAUCAUAAACCACAAUCUUCGGGACCUGAGGACCAAACUGUCAACCAAGCCUCCCAAAAUCUCGGCUCUUUUACCAACCAGAAAACAGAAACUGCUGUAAAUGACAGAGAUUUUGCGGAUGUUGAGGGCAGUUUGUUAUUAUGGUCAAUGCGCGUGCAAAUGAAACAUCUUCAUGAAUCAGACCCUGAUCAUUGGGCUCCUCAUAUUCUUUCAUACGUCUUCUGUAUCUCGGAGCAACAGGUCAAGGCGGUGCUGAAGUCGCGAUGGUCGCCCAGAGACGCGGCGCAUACCGCCGCGUACGACAGCCGCGUGCUGCGCAACUGGGAGCAACUCGCGAAGGGCGGCGGCAACCGCGUGUUCAGUAUUGCCCUCCUCAAGAAAGCCAUCAAGCAGAGGCUGAAAGAAAGUACGAAAGGCGCGAGUGGAUUGCCUGCCGUGUCUGAAGCUGCACCUGGUAAUCUCGACCACUUGAUUUUUGAGCACCCACCUGAAGCUCGUCUCCAAGGUGUAAGCCCAAAAUUCGGAUCCUCCGCACAGCACAAGUCCGUGAGGGCCCGCGAGCAAAUGGUCAACAUUGUGCGCGACUACAAACACGAUCUCCUGAUGCUGCAAGCGCCCAACCAAACUGUGGUUAACGAAAGUGAAAAUACUUCAAUGCGAAAUGAUCGAAGAUUUAAAAGUGAUGAAAUUCUCAUCGAUGCCUCGGCUGCCGAAAAUUACGAAUCCAGCAAACCAAAGUCGCCUGAUGGACCUAUGUUGAAAGUGCAUUACAAGAUGCGAAGAAAAGAAAGCCAAAAAAAUAAUAAAUUGAUUACCUUUGAAGAGUUUUUGACGAAAAAGAAAAAAUAUAAUUGAUUAAUCAAACAAAGUGAUUUGCUUUUUUUAUGAACCCUAUUGACAGAAUAGAGAGACCGUGAGACGAUCUCUUACGACAGGACAUAUGAAUGAAUUAAAAGCUGAACAUUUAUCUUUAAAUUUCAUUCUAAACUCCAUAAUUGACAAGAAGACGUCGAUCCGUGGUGAUGUGAAGUGAUGGCACCCAAUUUGAAGGAUAGGUCUUAGUAGAUCACUCAUAUGAAAGAUUUGUUUUGAGUUCGUGCGACGAACAGUUGUGCGAUGUUUGGGGUUCUUGCGAUUCCGAAACUUACUGCUAAGAAAAAAAUCUUGCGCUUUAGUAAAAUCUAUUCAUUUUAGUAAAGUAACUAAUUUUUUCGACGGAAGGGUUGGUGGUCUCUUUGCGCACUUAUUUGAUCGAACACUAAGAAAUAAGACCACUGUAGAUUCGCUCUUCACGGAGAUUUCUAUAUUAAUUUACACUCGGAAAUCACUUAUUCUCAAAGAAUACCUGUCUCGCUAGUUACCAAUAUUAAGCCGUAAAAAUUAUUCAUAACUUGAGAUGUAAAUUUAAAUUGUUAGCGAAGCCCAAGGCUUGGACACUUUGAUAUUUGAUUUCAAUACAUCGCAGCUUCAAGUGAAAAUUACAUGUUUUUUACAGGCCCAGGUUACUGGGAGCAUUUAAAUGGAUAUAAUAAAAAACGUACAAAAAAUA